AUGGGUCGCGCGCUUUAUAUAGGACUGAGACUGGUGGUAACGCGACUUUUGCUUCCGAUCUUCAAUAGCGACGAAGAAUUGGUCGCGUUUAAAUGCGUGAGAAGCGGCACCAAACAGCUUCUAUACCACCUGCUUUCUUCGGCUCCAAGUCGUUGUGACUUGGACUUGUUGAUAUUUAUCCUUAUGACGAAAGAUCAAAGAAAAUAUACAAAUGGCGGGAACUUGACGAACCCUUGUCAACAUCUGCAUCUGCACUUCCCGUACCGGCCAGUCUGGAAUCACACUCAUUUGUGUGAAUCUACAGUCACGCUACUUUCGACCUCUGGAAGGCUUUUGAUAUGGAAACAGAGCCAAGGCUUUGGGAACGCGGCCUUCUUCGGCGGCGGUUUCAUGCCUUCUCAAGCUACCCAAACUGCCGAUCCAGCAUUUUGUCGGCCAAGAUUUCAAAGCGGCCCGAGAGAUGAGAAGAUUUUGCAUUCGCCAUUUCCCUCCCAAAAUUGCGUUGUUCAACCAAAGUAGCUUGAAUAUGAGGAACACUUUGUUUUCGCCGUUGUUUCUUUGUGUGUUGUGCGUUUCAGUGUAAAAGAAGCUAUACCGUUGUGUUUGAUAUUCCAACUUGUUCUAACUUGCUUUUCAUGUGUUCCAGCCUUAGAAAUGGCAUGUGUAAAAGUUCAUGGGCAUUUAGAUGGGCUUCAAGGCAAAAAUAAUAUGAUGGCAGGAUGUGUUUUGUUCCCUUUAAAAGAUUAGCAUGCGCCUUUUCAAUGCAGGAUGGCAGUGAGGGUGUGCAGAUUCGUAGAUGUAGACUGUUUGAAUCGGUCGAAAGAUUGAAUUGGGAACUUAAAGAAGGAAUAGAUAGAUACAAUCGGUGUGGUUUUCAUUUACAAGUUUUGUCUGUACUUAUGGUGUUUGGUUCAUAUUAAGUAGAAGCAACUAAUGAAAAGUAAAUAUAUGAUUCAGAUGCUGGCACUUCAUGACCUAUUGAUUAUAAGGCUAUCGCGCCAAAUCAAUUCAUUAAAGUUGUACCUUCCUAAUCCUACCAAUCAGCAUACAAAUUGUAUUACUACACAAUGUUUGUCAUCCUCUUUGACACUCCAACAUCUUUCUAAGUAACUGUAAUAAUAUAGAUUGAUAUCAAGAACUAAGGAUGAUUUGCAUGUUUUUCCAAUAUUUGGUUUCUUUAAAUAUACUCCCUUGACUUUGUCCUACCUCUAAUGAUUUGAAAUAACCUGACUAGCUUGUUAAGCCAAAACCAGUGCAUACUUUUUUUCUGUAUUUGAUUGAUUCCAUCAUUGAAUAAGAGGAAGAUUUAACCUGC
Molecule: messenger RNA, 1315 nt
Organism: Andrographis paniculata
Lineage: Eukaryota; Viridiplantae; Streptophyta; Magnoliopsida; Lamiales; Acanthaceae
Exons: 3
Coding region: 1-519 (172 amino acids)
Source: RefSeq, a predicted model, not a curated record